AUGUCAUAUUAUAGAAACUCCACCACAAACAGUAGUGCGACAGGCAUAUCAUCAGCACAAGGUACUGAACAAGAUUUGAUGAAUGACAUUACUAUCAAUAAUCCAGCAAAUGACUCUAUAUCUGAUAUUGAUUUUAAUCCUCAACAAGACUUUUUAUUUAGUAGCUCCUCCUGGGAUGGCACAGUACGUAUUUGGGAUGUUCAACAAAAUGGUAUGCCGCAAUGUAGGGCACAGUAUCAACAUCAAGCACCUGUUCUAACUAACAGAUGGUCUACUGAUGGUACUAAAGUGGCAUCUGCUGGUUGCGAUAAUUUGGUGUUGCUUUAUGACGUUAUGACGCAACAACAACAACAAGUUGGGCAACACGACAUGCCCGUUAAAUCAAUUAGAUUUGUACAAUGCGGGCCAACCAGCCAAAGCCUAUUAGUCAGUGGUUCUUGGGAUAAAACACUCAGAUAUUGGGAUUUACGACAACAACAACCAGCUUUUACACUUCAACUGGCCGAAAGAGUUUAUGAUAUGGAUUCUAAACAAAAGUUAUUAGUCGUUGCCUUAGCGGGAAAAAAUGUAACGGUCAUCGACUUGAAUAACCCAUCACAAAUAUUUAAACAAACAACAACCCCAUUAAAAUGGCAAACUAGGACAGUCGCGUGUCAUAAUGAAGGAAAUGGUUUUGCUAUUGGUUCUAUAGAAGGUAGGUGUGCUAUCCAAUACAUUGAUCAACAAGAACAAAGAAAAUCAGGGUUUUCCUUUAAAUGCCAUAGACACCAGAACAAAGCACCAGUAGGAUUAAACAUAAAUAGUAGUAGUGGAACCAGUACUACCAAUAAUAAUAAUAGAUCCUCCUAUGUCUAUUCAGUCAACAAGAUAUGCUACCAUCCCAUAUACGGUACAUUUGCAACUGCUGGCGGAGAUGGUACAUUUACUUUUUGGGAUAAAGACAAUAGGCGUAGAUUGAAGGGCUACCCAUCGUUGAAGGGACCUAUUUCUGCGGCUAGUUUUAAUAGAACUGGUAGUAUAUAUGCUUAUGCUGUUAGUUAUGAUUGGUCUCAAGGACAUAUGGGUAACCUACCUGAUUAUCCAAACGUCAUCAGGUUACAUGCGGUUAAAGAUGAAGAAGUUAAAGGCAAAAAAAAAACAUGA
Messenger RNA from Saccharomycodes ludwigii, 1143 nucleotides. RefSeq names its product RNA export factor GLE2 (gene GLE2). Gene Ontology annotation, biological process: transcription-dependent tethering of RNA polymerase II gene DNA at nuclear periphery; RNA export from nucleus. Lineage: Eukaryota; Fungi; Ascomycota; Saccharomycetes; Saccharomycodales; Saccharomycodaceae. The record is from RefSeq and is a predicted model, not a curated record. Gene Ontology annotation, molecular function: RNA binding; ubiquitin binding. The coding region runs from base 1 to 1143 and encodes 380 amino acids. The transcript has a single exon. Gene Ontology annotation, cellular component: nuclear pore.